AUGGUUGGUAUGGAAGCUGCAGCAGUAUCUGCAAUGUUGAAGCUUGUGGGCAACAAGUUAGCUCCACUGGUCUUCAAAGAGUACAGCUAUAUAGUGGGUGUGAAAGAGGACCUCCGGGAACUACAAGAUCUAGCUCAGGAGAUCAACAGCCGAUUGGAAGCAGCAGGAGACAGAGCUAUAGGGGAUGCUCCAUUUCUCAAAAAGUUGAAAGAAGCUGUUUAUGAGGUUGAUGAUGUUGUGGAUGAGUUCCAACUGAAGGCUGAAAAAUAUGAAGCUGAUGUGGUUGGCAAUGAUCCUGUUAGCCAUAUAGAAGACACAGCUAUGAAUAUGCAAACACUGCCCUUCGUGGAUGAGGCAGCAGUAAUCGGAAGAGACCAAGAGAUGAAUGAUAUUCUAUCUGAGCUGCUACAGGAUGUUGACCAACAGAGAAUCAAGAUAGUUUCAAUAGUUGGACUUGGUGGCUCUGGGAAAACUACCCUGGCCCAGCUGGUUUUCAGCGAAGUAAAAAAUAAAAACCAUAAUCAUUUCCCAGUUAAACUAUGGGUUCAUGUGUCAGAGGAGAAAUUUCAACUUGAAAAAAUUCUCAAGAAGCUAUUUGAUGCUAUUUCAAACGAGAGGUCCGAUGGCCUUUCCUUGAGGUAUAUGGCCAAUAAAAUCUCAGACGAGUUGACCAACAAAAGGUUCCUGCUUGUAUUGGAUGAUGUUUGGACUCAAGAGCGUAUUAAAUGGGCAGAGUUCAUGGUACAUCUAAAGAAUGGCUCACCAGGAAGCAGGAUUCUACUCACUACUCGUAGUAGAAAUGUUGCUGAAGCAGUGGAAUCUACAACAUUAAUCGACUUGCCACUGUUAUCUAAGGAUUACAGCUGGCAAGUGUUUCAGCAAAGCUUCGGAAAUGCUGUGAAAGAUUUGGGCUCUGAAUUUCAAGAAGUUGGGAAAGAUACCGUGAACAAGUGCGGUGGGGUGCCACUAGCAAUUAAAGUUCUUGCAGGCAUCCUCCGUGACAAGAAACGAGUAGAACAAUGGCAUGCCAUAAAAGACAACAAUUUAUUAGAUGUCGAUGAUAAAGAAUGUCAGCUUACUCGACUUGAAACGCUGGGACUAUUUGUUAUCGGAGAGGAUAACGAAAAUGAUGCACAAACAUCUGAGCUUGAAAACAUUAAUAAGAUUAGAGGGGAACUAACUAUCCAUGGUAUUGGACAUUGUAUAGACCUAGAUGUUGCACACAAGGAAUUGUUGAAGCAGAAGACAAACUUGCAGAGCCUGACACUAACUUGUGCAAGUGAUGUGGGGGCGAAGUCUAAAAAUCAACUGGAAGGGUUGGAACCACCGCCUGGAAUUGAUAACCUCAAAAUUGUCGGGUAUUCAGGUCAGGAAUCCAUGCAGUGGAUGUUGAAGCACAGAGAUUUCCCAAAAUUGGAGCGUCUGGAGGGGCUAACAGAGUUGCCUUAUUUGGAGAAGCUUGUGCUAAGAAAAAUGACUGCUCUUAGAAGCAUAAGCGGAGGUCCAUUUCCUUCAUUGUUGGAGUUAUAUAUGAAUGGAAUGCCAAGUUUGGGCGUGGUUUGGAUGGUAACAGAAGAAAGCUUGGCUGAUGUAGAAGGGGGGCAACUGCAGAUUGGUAAUCGUCUAUCAUUUCUAACUAUAUCGGAGUGUCCCAAACUGAUGGUGAUGCCAUACUUUCCUUCAUCGCUGAAGGACUUGCAUUUGGUUAAGAGCAACGUGCAGCUGUUGGGACUGCCAGGCGUAGACCAAAGGUCCUCAUUGCCUUCAAGUAGUGCAGGAUUGCCUUCUUUUAGUUUUAGCCGCCUAAAGGAGCUUGUACUGGAAGGCAUGGCACCACCAGCAGGAGCAGCAUCGUAUGGAUCUGGAUGUCGAUGGGAGCUGCUGCAACACUUGAUAGCACUGGAGUCCUUGAGAAUUGAUAGUUGUAAUGGCCUAACCGAGCUGCCGGAGAGCAUGCGGAGCCUCGCAUCCCUCCGAACCCUGCGGAUUAUAAGAUGCCGACCUCUCUGUAUGCUUCCUGAGUGGCUUGGGAGCUCUGUUAUCUGGAAAAGAUGUUCUGAGCUUGAGCUGUUGAGGCGCAGCCGUGGAUCAUCGAUUGACGAUGAAGGCCACAAUGCUCAACCUCCAUCGGCUGAGGUGUCCCUGUUGGCACAAUUGGAGGCGCGGGUAUACAUCCCGCUCGAGACCCCGUUGCUCAGCAAGUCGAGGCUGAGAAGACCCAAUGAAAUCUUCGGGGCAUCAUUAAGCUGUCAUAAAACGGUGUGGGGAGAAGCGUAUGAAGAACUUGAGCCUAUGGAUGUAAGAAAGUUCAGUCGUAUCUUUUACAGCUGGCAAUUAUUUCAGCAAAGUUUUGGAAAUGCUAUGAAAGAUUUGGACUCUGAAUUUCAAGAAGUUGGGAAAGAGAUUGUGAACAAGUGCGUUGGGGUGCCACUAGCAAUUAAAGUUCUUGCAGGGGUCCUCCGCGUUAAGAAACGAUUAGAACAAUGGCAAGCCAUAAAAGAGAGUAAUUUAUUAGAUGUUGAGGGUAGAGAACGUCAAGUAUCUGCCUGCUUGUGGCUUAGCUAUUUUAAUAUGCCAUUCCAUCUAAAGCAGUGUUUCACUAUAUGUUCAAUUUUUCCUAAAGGUUACUGGAUUGAUAAAGACCAAUUGAUUGACCAAUGGAUUUCUCUUGAUAUGGUCAUGGAAGAUGUUGUCAAGGACCUGGAAAUUAUUGGCAAUGAUUACUUUAAUCAACUUGUGCAAAUGUACUUUAUACAAGAUGUGAAGGAAAGAAAUGGUGAGAAAGUUAAAUACGAUGAUUUCAUAUUUGGGAAGUCAUUGAAGAAAGCAAAACACUUGCGCAGUAUCACUGUGGAAAAUGUGCAUACAUCAGCGCUCACAGCCAUACUACAGACCAAAAAUUUAAGGUACCUUAGCAUUUCAGGAUUGAGAUAUGAACCACUUCCUGAGGUUAUUUCAGAAAUCUGGAGUCUGCAAGCUCUUCAUGUAACGUCAAGUAAUCUUGUCAAGUUACCUGAAUCCAUUGGUAAGCUGCAGAAGUUGAUAGUGGUGAACUUGUCAUACUGUUGGCACCUAACAAGUUUGCCAGAUUCUAUUGGCACUUGUGUCAUGAUUUCUAGCAUAGACCUUUUUGGUUGUAAGAAGGUUGCAACGCUACCCAGCUCUAUCAGCAGAAACAAAAGGCUAAGGGAUGUGGAAAGUUACGAGGAUUCCAAAGGGAUUGGUCAGCUUACUCGACUUGAAACGCUGGGAUUAUUUGUUAUGGGGGAGGAUGAUGAAAAUUAUGCACAUAUCUCAGAGCUUGAAAACAUUAAUAAGAUUAGCAGGGAACUAACUAUCCAUGGUAUUAGACAUUGUAUGGACCCAGAUGUUGCACACAAGGAAUGUUUGAAGCAGAAGACAAACUUACAGAGCCUGACACUUAUUUGUGCAAGUGAUGUGGGGGUGAACUCUGAAAGUCAUCUGGACGGGUUGGAACCACCGCCUGGAAUUGGAAACCUCAAAAUUGUCCGGUAUUCUGGUCAGGAAUCCCCGCAGUGGAUGAGGAUGUUUCGCUUCCGGCUGUUGUGCGAGAUGGAAUUAUCAGAUUUCCCAAAAUUGGAGCGACUGGAGGGGCUACCGGAGUUUCCUUGUUUGGAGAAGCUUAUGCUCAGUGGAAUGCCUGCUCUUAAAAGCAUAAGCGGAGGUCCAUUUCCAUCGCUGCUGAAGUUAUUCAUCAUGGGUGGAAUGCCAAGUUUGGGCGUGGUAUGGAUGGUAACAGAGGGGGGCAUGGCUGAUGUGGAAGGAGGACAAGUGCAGAUUGGAGCAGCAUCGUACGGAUCUGGGUGUCGAUGGGAGCUGCUGCAACAUUUGACGGCACUGGAGUCCUUAGCGAUUAGGUUGUGCGAUGGCCUAAUCGAGCUGCCAGAGAGCAUGCGGAGUAUCGCAUCCCUCCGAACUCUGCGCAUCUCAUUCUGCAGCUCUCUCUGUAUGCUUCCGGAGUGGCUGGGGGAACUCCGUUACCUGGAAACGAUGAGCUUUUUCGACUGCAGUAGUUUGAGCCCUGCACCAUCAAUGCAGCCACUCAGGGCCCUCAAAGCACUGGAUAUUUCUAACAGUAGGUGGGUGGAUGACCUCUGCUCUCCGUCUCUGCAGACUCUAGUGAUACAUAUUUGUGACGGCAUAAGUAGCCACACCCAAUCAUUCAGGCAGCUCACCUCACUCACGGAUCUCCAAAUAUUAGGUUGUCGUGACUUCCACCAGCUGCCAGAAUGUCUCGGAGAACUCUGCUCUCUACAAAAGCUAGACAUCAGGGGAUUACCCAGGCUGAGCAGCCUUCCACAAUCAUUGGGGCACCUCACCUCCCUCCAGGAGCUCCGAAUCGAAUACUGCGAUGCACUUGCCCAACUUCCCGAAUGUGUUGGGGAACUUCAUUCUCUACGCAUAUUCAAGAUUUGGCAGUUGCGGAGCCUCAGGUGCCUUCCCCAAUCACUGGGGCACCUCACCUCCCUCCAGGAGCUCAAAAUAACAUACUGCGAGGCACUUGGCCAAUUGCCCGAAUCGCUGGGGGAACUUCGUUCUCUACGUGUACUCACAAUUAGUCAGUCGCACAGCCUAACUUGCCUUCCGCAAUCAUUGGGGCACCUCACCUCCCUCCAGAAGCUGGGAAUUGCAUACUGCAGGGAACUUGGCCAACUGCCCAAAUCGCUGGGGGGACUCCGCUCUCUAAGUAAAUUGGUGCUAUGGUGGUUGCCGGGCCUGACUUCCGUUCCUGAAUCAAUGUGCUGCCUCACGUCCCUUGAAGAGCUUACGAUCAUGGACUGCCCGGGCAUUUGA
This is a messenger RNA of Miscanthus lutarioriparius, 4815 nucleotides long. Lineage: Eukaryota; Viridiplantae; Streptophyta; Magnoliopsida; Poales; Poaceae. The record is from the annotation of a GenBank genome assembly.